Blepharisma stoltei is the source of this 1086-nucleotide messenger RNA. NCBI's taxonomy places the organism in Eukaryota, Ciliophora, Heterotrichea, Heterotrichida, Blepharismidae. The record is from the annotation of a GenBank genome assembly.
AUGGAAGAUUCAAUAAGUACAAGUGAUACAUUCCUAGUUGAUGACCGAUCGGCUCGUGAGAGUCAAAAUUACCAAUUUCUGCAUAUAAGUCUCGAUAGUUUGUUCUUUACAGCAGGCGACAAUCUAUCCGGAGAUAUUUUGCUCAAUCUCUCAUCCAGAAACUCCCCAUCCUUAGUUUCCCUUAAAGUUCUUGGCAUUGAGUCUGUUAAGGUAAUAAAGCCAAACGGCCAAACAGCUGAAGAACAAAAAUGUAUAUUUAAAGUGGACUCCAAAUUGCAGCAAUGGGCUGAAAACACCCCAAGUGGGCAGUUCAGUUUUCCAUUUACCUUUAAAACUCCUCAAUUCUCUCCAGCGUCUUUCAGCUUUUCCUCAACAGACCCUGAAGGCAACCAGAUCUUUGCAAAAGUAGAAUACACAAUAACCGCAGAAUUUAUAUCCCAAGACCAGAUAAUUAUUUCUUCUCAGAAAGAAAUAACUCUCCGUAACAAAAAUAGUCGGCUGCCUAUUAAAAAGACGGUAAGUGCCCACCAAGCGAUAAAGUCAUGCUUCUGCUUCUCUCAGGGGUACUCAACAAUUACCCUGGCUAAUGAAAUGUCAGAACAUUCCACAAUUGGCCAGUUAUCGAAUUUUAAGAUUGACCUUAAAGACAGCUUGCCAGUUUCGCCAAUUAGUAUGGUCGUGCAGGUGAUUUUUGAUAUAAAUUUAACGAUUCCUGGGGACAAAGAGUAUUUUUACUCCACUAUUGUGACGAGGAUUAUGCCAAAUAUAAAACAUGAAGGGAUAAAUAUGGCUGGGCUCAGGUUUGAAGCAGAUUUGGAUAAAAUUCUGUAUGGAGACAACCCAUGCAGCAAUGAUGGAUCUUUGUUUAAAGCUGAAUACAAAGCUCAAGUUUUUGUGCUUUAUAAUGUGGGCUGCAGGACAAAGAAGGUUCAGGCUGAGCUAGAUCUACAUGUGAACCCCAGGAUUUAUGAAGGGGAAGAAUUAAGGCUCCCCAAUAGAUGGAGUCCGAGAUUUGGACCUAUCACCAAUCUCAUCGUGGAGAACACGAAACUGAUAAAUGAUGAGAAAAACUGGAAAUCAGCUUAA